Zychaea mexicana is the source of this 2641-nucleotide messenger RNA. RefSeq names its product chitin synthase 1. Gene Ontology annotation, molecular function: chitin synthase activity. Bases 4 to 2559 code for a protein of 851 amino acids. The record is from RefSeq and is a predicted model, not a curated record. NCBI's taxonomy places the organism in Eukaryota, Fungi, Mucoromycota, Mucoromycetes, Mucorales, Lichtheimiaceae. Gene Ontology annotation, cellular component: cell periphery; cell septum. The transcript has 8 exons.
AUCAUGUAUCAUAACGACUUCGAUUCAACAAGGUCGCCAGGUACACCACCUGUGCCUCCCUAUUCCGAGCAAUAUCCAUUGCAAGAUACGUCAUUCUCGCACCAACCACCCAUGCAGCGUGGCAACGACCCAUUCCAUGAAGACCAGCAACAGCAAAUUGAAACCAUGAACCAGCCGUUGCUUGGAAGCCCCAUGUCUCCUCAUGUAGACUCGCCACGAUCACCCUUCUCUCGAGUUGCUGGCGGCGGUGGCGGACUCCAGUUUGUAGAGCCGCCUUCUCCAGGUCCACGUUUUGGAGAGGCACCGCGUAGACAGCCACGACGAUACAAGACAGUGCGAAAGGUCAAACUUACGGGCGGUAACCUUGUUUUGGACAACCCAGUACCAACAACUUAUUUGGACCGUUUGCCCAACAAGCAGGAUCAUGAAUUUACCCAUAUGCGCUAUACUGCAGCCACUGUUGAUCCAUCCGAGUUUGUAGACAAGAAGUACCAAUUACGACAGAACGUUUCAAACAGAGAAACUGAGCUUUUUAUUGUGUUGACCAUGUACAACGAAGACGAGGUGCUGUUCUGCCGUACAUUGCAUGGUGUGAUGAAAAACAUUGCACACUUGUGUUCGCGCACUCGUUCGUCGACGUGGGGUGAGGAUGGAUGGAAAAAGGUGGUUGUUUGUGUUGUUUCUGAUGGACGUACCAAGAUCCAUCCGCGCACGCUGUCAGUUCUGUCGGCACUGGGCUGUUAUCAAGAAGGUGUUGCUAAAAAUAUUGUCGAAGGCAAACCCGUCACCGCACAUAUCUAUGAGCACACAACCCAAAUCUCUGUGGAUCCCGACAUGAACUUCCGUGGGUCAGAGAAGGGUAUUGUGCCCACUCAGAUGCUGUUCUGUCUUAAGGAAAAGAAUCAAAAGAAGAUCAACUCUCAUCGAUGGUUCUUCCAAGCUUUCGGCCCACUUAUCAACCCCAACGUCUGUGUGCUUAUUGAUGUCGGUACUCGUCCUGGUCAUACAUCCAUCUACCAUCUGUGGAAGGCAUUCGAUAUCAACAAGAACACAGCCGGUGCCUGUGGUGAAAUUCGUGCUCUUACUGGCAAGGCAGGUGUUGCCCUGUUAAACCCUUUGGUCGCCUCCCAAAACUUUGAAUACAAGAUGUCCAAUAUUCUCGAUAAACCGCUGGAGUCUGUCUUUGGCUACAUUUCUGUGCUGCCGGGUGCUUUCUCAGCAUACAGAUACACUGCUCUCCAGAAUGACGUUAAUGGAAAUGGCCCGCUUGAAAAGUAUUUCUUGGGUGAAAAACAACACGGCAGCGACGCUGAUAUUUUCACCGCAAACAUGUACCUGGCUGAAGAUCGUAUCUUGUGUUACGAGUUGGUCGCGAAGAAGGGUGCAAAAUGGACCUUACAUUACGUAUCAAAUUCUUAUGGUGAAACCGAUGUGCCCGACACCGUUGCUGAAUUCAUUUCCCAGCGCCGGCGCUGGCUCAAUGGCUCGUUCUUUGCUGGCAUCUACGCUCUCGUACACAGUGGCAAACUCUGGCGCUCAAACCAUAACUUCAUCCGCAAAAUCUUUUUCAUGCUUCAAGGCAUUUAUCAAACUUAUCAGCUAAUUUUCUCUUGGUUCGCUAUUGGCAAUUUCUAUCUUACAUUCUACAUCAUGACUACCUCUAUGGAAUCUGACUACCUCGAUCCAAAACCAUUCUCUUCCGAUGUGGCACGAUAUUUGCAUAUCAGUUUUAAUUACGUAUACAUUGUUCUACUCGUCAUCCAGUUCAUUAUAGCCAUGGGUAACCGACCGCAAGGUUUCAAAUGGGCAUACUUUUUAAGUAUCGUCUUCUUUGCGCUGCUCAUGGUCUACAUUAUGUUCUGUACCGUCUGGAUCACGGCUGUUGGUGUCGACAGCGCCAUUGACGAAGCCCAAGAAUCGGAUGACAUGUUAAUGGCACUCAUAGGGCAAAGCGCAUUCAGAGAAGUGAUCAUUGCUGUUGUGUCAACGUACGUCAUCUACUUCCUUGCGUCUUUCAUUUUCCUCGAUCCGUGGCACAUGUUUACCAGUUUCAUUCAGUAUAUCUUCAUGUCGCCAUCUUACAUCAACGUGCUCAACAUUUAUGCUUUCUGUAACACCCACGACGUGUCCUGGGGAACCAAGGGCGACAACAGUGUCUCAACAGAGCUGGGUGUUGUCAAGGCAAAGAAGGGCAAGGAUGGCGAUUCUCAUGUGGAAGUCGAAGUACCCACAGAACAAAAAGAUCUUAAUGAACAAUACGAAGAAGCGUGUAUGGAACUGAAGAAACAAGUCGUCGCGGCUCCUGAAAAGCGUGAUGCAAAGACCAAACAAGAGGAUUACUACAAGGCUUUCCGUACUCGACUGGUCUUAUCAUGGGUCAUCACCAACAUGGCUUUAGUGGCUGUUAUUACAAACGGUCAAAUUCUUGAAUGGUUCGGUACUUACGAAGAGCGUAGUACUGUAUACUUGGGCUUCAUCCUGUGGUCCGUGGCAGGUCUUUCUGCUAUUCGUUUCAUCGGAUCAUGUCUCUACAUGGUCUUCAAAAUAUUCCGUCGUUAAUUAAUCACCUGUAACUUUUCUUCCCUGUAUCAUCAUCUUCAUAUACUACAUCCCAAUGUGCAGUAAAAUUUUCAUAUUACGU